AUAUUGUGUGAAUUUAUAGUCUGUGGCUGUGCUCGUUAAGUUGAGGUUAGAUUUUCCUAUUAAAUCAAACUAGCUUAAAUUUAUGAAUUUUGUUACAAAACUACAAAAGUUAUAAUUCAAAUAAAAUGGAUUCACUUUCUACGGGAUCUUUAAGUGGCGCACAGAAGGAAGAAUUAAUUGACCAAGUGAAGCAACAAAUUGCAAUCGCUAAUGCACAAGAACUUUUAGCUAAAAUGUCUGAGAAAUGUUUUAAAAAGUGUAUUAACAAGCCUGGAACAGCGUUAGAUAAUUCCGAACAAAAAUGUAUAGCGAUGUGUAUGGACAGGUACAUGGACGCCUGGAACCUCGUCUCUAGAACUUACAGAAGUCGCAUCCAAAGAGAAAGAAACAUGUGAAAGUCUUGAUAUAAGUUAAAAGUUUGUUGUGCUGUAAAUAUAGAGGAUGUAGAGCCAGAGCACGUUACAAAUUGUGAGUUUCGUCUAACAGUUGUUGCAUCAAUAAAAAUGUUUUAGGUUGUUA
Messenger RNA from Danaus plexippus (monarch butterfly), 519 nucleotides. Its product is annotated as mitochondrial import inner membrane translocase subunit Tim13-like. Lineage: Eukaryota; Metazoa; Arthropoda; Insecta; Lepidoptera; Nymphalidae. The coding region runs from base 126 to 395 and encodes 89 amino acids. The record is from RefSeq and is a predicted model, not a curated record. The transcript has a single exon.